Anarrhichthys ocellatus (wolf-eel) is the source of this 2252-nucleotide messenger RNA. It is a transcript of the gene chrdl2, whose product is annotated as chordin-like 2. Gene Ontology annotation, biological process: cell differentiation; negative regulation of BMP signaling pathway. Gene Ontology annotation, molecular function: BMP binding. The transcript has 11 exons. The record is from RefSeq and is a predicted model, not a curated record. Bases 24 to 1358 code for a protein of 444 amino acids. Lineage: Eukaryota; Metazoa; Chordata; Actinopteri; Perciformes; Anarhichadidae.
UCAGGAUCACGCACAUGUAAAAGAUGAAGCCCACAUUUUUCUUCUUUUUCAUCAUUUGGUUUACAGAAACAGAGCUAAAACCCCGGAAAGGGCCCGGGGUGGUAUGUACUUUUAAAGACAAGACAUACAGUCCAGGAGACAGCUGGCAUCCCUAUCUGGAGCCCUUCGGAUUCAUGUUCUGCAUGCGCUGUGUCUGCUCAGAGACAGGUCAUGUGAAAUGUAAAACAAUCAAGUGUCCAGCGCUGCCAUGUGAAAACCCAGUAGCUGAGCCUCGGCAGUGUUGUCCAAGAUGCACAGGUGAGCCCAGGAUCCCUGCAGGGCUGAGAGCUUCAGUGAAGACCUGCAGGCAUAAUGGAAGUAUCUAUCAGCCAGGGGAGACCUUCACUAAGCUCGACCUCUUCCCAUCCAAGCAAAGCAAUCAGUGUGUCAUGUGCACAUGCUCUAAUGGAAACAUCUUCUGCGGUCUGAAAACAUGCCAACCAAUCACCUGUUCCUCACCAGUCUCAGUCCAAGAUACCUGCUGUUUGGUGUGUAAAGAUCAUGGCACCAGUGGGUCCUCAUCAACUGAGGAAGGAAACCAGCAACUGAACAGAGGCGUGAGGCAUUCAGUGGAUCAGUGCUCUGGAGAGCAGAGCAGCGCACGGUUCGACCAUGCCACUCCUUUCAGGGUCAGGAAUUCUCCUCGAGGCCUGAGCCUCAGUAAACUUAACCUCAAAGGGGCUUCAGAGACCACCGUGAAGAUUUUGCUGCAGAUGAAACACCAAAGAGCUUGUUUGUACAAUGGCAAGACGUACUCACAUGGAGACAUGUGGCACCCAGUUUUGGGGAAGGUCCUGGAAUGCAUCCUGUGCACUUGUACUGAUGGCCUCCAGGACUGCAAACGCAUCACGUGUCCCAAACAGUACCCAUGCCAACAUCCUAUCAAAUCAGCGGGAAAGUGCUGCAAGACUUGUCCAGAAAGUAGAGCUGGAAGUAACCAGACCCAGUGUUACCUCGGAUAUAAGAAUAGCCUCUUGGUGUAUAAAGUAGACUCAUCUUUGAAAGUGGAUCCACCCAAUACAGUUAGGAUCAUUGCUGUUGAAAGACAAAGUACUGCUGAGGUUGAAGUGCAAGUAUGGAAGACAGUAGAAGGUGUCUUACAAUUAAUGGAAAUUGGUGACGUUCUAAGAAAAGAUAUUGUGGAUCAUCCAGAAAAUUACACAUUACUGACAACACUUGAUGAAGAAACCUGGAAAAAAUUUAAAGAGGCGGGAACAAAUCUGAGUACAGCUCCUCAGACCACAAUAUGUGAAGGCGGCAUUCGGGAGAUGGUGACUUUCCUAAAUCCCAAGCAGAUAGAAGGCGUGUGUUCACCCUGAUUGUUUUUCCUCCCUUGACACUUUUUACAUCAAUAUUCCUGAUAACUACAUGGUUAACAUACAGUAAAUACCUUAUUCAUACAUGUCCUGCAUCAUUCCUGUAAUACAAGUGGAAUUUCUCAUUUAUAAUAUUGUUUAUUGAUUGAUACGUUGUUGUCCAUCAUGUUUUUAAUCAUCACAUAUUUUGAUAUGUUAAUUAUUAAGUUACAAAACACAGCGUUUGCUAUCUGACAUGGUCAUAAACAUGCAGAUAGUUCUGCCUCCUGUUAUGAUUCAAACACUGUUGGAUUGGGUGGUUGUAGGUGCAUUUAGAUGGCGGAGUAUAGAGAUCAGAGCUGGAGACAGCCUCAGUGUCCAGUUAAGAGUUAAGGGUUGAAACUUUGAUGACUCAGUGAUGAUAUUGAAUAAUUGAGGACAUUUUGCAAUCAGUAUUUCUCAUACAAACCCUUUGCUUUAACCAUAUGAAAAUAAUCUGUAUUUUAGAAUAUGUUGGACAAAGGGUUACAGUUUGUUAAUGUUGUUAUAUGAUCAUCGACAUAUUUAUUGUAAAUUCAAACUAAGGGUGUCACCUUAUUUAAAACGUAUUGUUGUUGUAUGAUUUCUGUGUACAUGCAUUUGACUGUCUGAAUGUUGUUGUUUUGUUGCAUGAAGUAGAAAGAGGCAUUGCAUUGGGGUUCAAUCUGCCAGCGAGUACACAGCUGUGUAUUUGUUAGUGAGAAAACAACCUUCUUAAUUCUGUCUGAUGUAUUUGUUUUGUUAAUUUAGCCUUAUGACGUUCUACAGCUAUACGCAUACCAGAAAUAUUUGUAUUUUAAAGUGGUGAGUGUAGCUGAAUGUACUCUGUACCUCUGCUCACAAUUUUAACCCAUAAAGUUUUCUCAGUGUUUUAAACCA